UGUUUAUAAAAAAACCGAAUUAUCUCAAUUCGGAAUAGAUUUGAAAUAAAACACAGAAAUGAUGAAUAUUUUCCUGAUUUCAAUUCUGUCUAACCAGCCACGCAAGUUUGUGGGCAGCUUAUUGAUUUUCCGCAUUUCCCUCAGCAUUAUACUUCUCAGUAAAUGUCAGGCGCUAUCUAGGUUAGGAAACAGCUUUCAUAAAUACUCCUCAUUAUUAUUUUUCACAACCCUCUCUUCGUAUCAAUCACCCUUGAAAGUAUAUUUUCAUAUUCACCAAUGUUGGAAGCAAUUCGUUUAUUGUUCAUAGAUUUCGUUACUUCAUUAUGUGAGAAAAUAUUGGUGGUGCAUUCCUGAAUAUACUGAAUUUAUUCAAAUAGUAUAAUGGAAGACAGUGGUAUAGAAGAUGGUGGAGAUCAAAAUGGGGAUAACUUGAAAAAUAGUGGAUCAAGCAGUGGCAGAUCUAGUAUUGGUCAUUCUCCAACUGUCCCAAAAAUUUCCACUUUGGGUCACUUGAUCCAUAAACUUGGUGAUAAGAAUAGUACGAAUUUAAGACAACCAGAGAUACACUAUGAAGAUUCUUCAGCCAAAUUGAACCUUAUUCCAAUAGAUAGGUUGCAAAUACCUGGAUCAAGAGAAAAACAGCCUCUAGUACAAUGGGAAAGUGAUGAUAGUGAAGAAGACAUUAUCAAUUUUUUUCCCGCUGCAAGGAAGGAACCUAGAGUGCAUCAGGAGAUAUCCGAUACUUUCAGUAUAGAAGAAAUGAGUAUAUCUGGAGCUGAGGAUGAAGAUGAAGAAGAUCUGCACCUUAUUCCACCACAACAAAAUUUUUCCAAAAUAUCUUGUUGCCGAUGUUCAUCAUGCACGAUUGUCUAGUAACAAUUCAGAAUUGAAAGGAGAAGAUGGAAUCUUCAGAAAGAAUAUCAAAGAAUAUACCACAUACAACAUACUGAAUUUACCAAAUAAUUUAAUCUAAUACGAUUUAAUUGUCAAUUGAAACGCAGGAGGGUGACUUAACAAUAUGAAUGCUUCUCCUUUUUUGGGGCAUUCCUAAGUAGAAGUCCAGCAGCAGAAAUUGAACUAGAAGCUUGUAACGCUGAAUAGUGGUUUAAUUUAUUCUUGCAGUCUAUUUCUGAGUAGUGCCAAAACUAAAGUAUUAUUUUGUAUAAAAAUUUUUCAAAAAUAUACUAUGGCACUUAUUGUAAAGGAAUAAUGAACAAUCAACGGGAAAUUGAUUGGAAUUGUAUUUCGAAUGAUAAAAGGACUGGGAGCACAAUUUUUAUAUAUUAUUCAAAUCAACUACACUUUUAUACCUCAUAUUAAUAUCUUUGAUUAUAUUUCCAUUUUUUUCUUAGAAAACUCAAAACGAUCUAGAACAGAAAAUUUGUGGAUCGAUUUGCUACAUAUUUUCCGAUUGUCUAUAUUUUGAUUUUGUGCCAAAUACUUUCUGUUCAGUGCCAAGUUAGUGAGAUAGGCAGAAUUUCCAUGCUUUUCAUUUAUGAUGUAGCUAUUGAAAUAGAAAUGUUGAGAAUUUCCAUGUCAGUUUUAUAUGUGAAUAUUGUACUCCGCUUCCCAAUAUAAAAACAAAUAUGCC
Harmonia axyridis is the source of this 1591-nucleotide messenger RNA. RefSeq lists its product as uncharacterized. The coding region runs from base 382 to 873 and encodes 163 amino acids. Lineage: Eukaryota; Metazoa; Arthropoda; Insecta; Coleoptera; Coccinellidae. The transcript has 3 exons. The record is from RefSeq and is a predicted model, not a curated record.